AUGCGAGCGGUACUGCCGGGGAAACCCCCAGCGAAUCUCCAGUCGUUCAGCACAGCACUGUGGAAUGGACUUCGCGUGAUUGCCUAUAUUUCCGGCCACGCACUGGUCAUCCUUGGCGGCCCGCAAACGCUUCUUCAAACGAUAUAUGUCGAUGAUACCGAUACACUAAAUGCUGUCGCCUUUGACGAAGAGUCGGGAAAAAUUGCCGUGUGCGGUGGUCCAGAAGUUUUCGUCUACCACCCAUACGGCAUCCAGGGCGAGACACUUAAGUGGUCUCUUGCCUAUACUUUCCGCGCCGACGAUGACGACGAACCGAUCCGUACUCUAUCGUGGGGUUCCGAGAACGAGCUUCUGCUAGGCAACUCUCGCCUCGCUUUGUGGUUUUUGAAUGAUAACCCGCGUCUGGUCUGGAAGAAGAAGCUCGGGACCCCCGUCAGUCUUGCAUACUUUUCUCCUGAUGCGGCCCUCGUCGUGACUGUUGGAUUAUACGAUCGACUGGCCAAGGUGUGGAAGCGAUUGGCGUUCGGCGAUGAGGUACGGUUCGAGGUCUCGUACCUCCCGCAUCCGAGCAUUAUCACUGGAGUUCAUUGGCGACUGCCCCGCCAUCGGGGCCAGUCUAUGGGAAACGUACUUUAUACUCUAUGCGCGGACAAUAAGGUUCGAGUCUGGGCUGCGACAGAUCACCAUGCCCUUUCGCCGUUGGAAUUGUGGGCAGACAUCGACAUGAACGUCUCUGUACAGCCACGAGAUGCUUCAAAUGUCGAACAAGGUCCCCAGCGACGAUACGGCUUCAUUUUGGACAGUCGGGAUUUCUGCGCUGUGACCGAGCGAGCCGUUGAACGGAACACGGGCAGCAAGGACAAGCAUGCGUUGGAACAUCUUAUCGAAGUCGCGAACAAUAGCCCUGAGAUCUGCGUGGUGAUUGACGGCCAAGGUCACAUGUCUGCAUGGGCCUUGGAGGAUAUUGGCUCGAAGGCUAAAACCACCAUGAGUGUUUUCAAUAUUCUUCACGUGGAGGGUCUUGAAUUCGGCUUCAUGUCAGAUCUUACGGCGGCGGAAGAUUAUGCGCAAAUACGCGUUUUCCAGAGUAAACCCGCCGACGACACUCUCAGUAUCGUCGUGCACCAUUUUGAUGGUCGAAUUGAGUGGUAUGACUCCAAGGUGGAUGUCCUAUUUGAUCCAGCGCCCAGGAGGAAACGCAUAGUUCCAAGGUCAUCUUGGUCGGGACACACGGCUCCAGUGAAAAAGAUUGUUCGCAAUGCCAUUGGCGAUACGAUCAUCUCUCGCACCGAUGAGAAUAAAGCUAUGAUCUGGAAGCAAAAUCGCCGGGAAGGUAAAUCGAUGAUUACGCAUAAGAGCACAUUAUUCUCCGAGGAUCACAUACACCGCACGUGCCUUAUUGAGAAUGGACAUUUCCUUGUCAAUCUUCACCACAACGGCGUGUCGCUGUGGGAUUUCAGCACCUAUCAUGCGAAGAAAAUAGCCUCCUUACCUUUCACUCUAUCGAGUAAGCCGCUAUGCGUGCUCCCGCUUCCUACUCCAGAUGCAAGCCCAGACAGAGCUUAUGUGGCAACCAUCGCGGCAGAUUCGCAUGGCAUCGUUUGGGAGAUUCAAUGGAGUGGACAUGGCGACCGGAAAGGUCGAGAUGAAGGAAACAUAUCCUGCGAAAUGCGUAGAUUUUGCACAUUUGAUAUGGGAUUAACGGAAGAUUUGGCAUAUAUUCAGCCUGUUGACCCGGCGGGACAUAAAGCAAAAUAUUCUGGCUUCUUUGACGCCUUUUCUCCAGACAUUGCCCUCUCCUACACCCACAGUGGUGUCGUCCGGACCUGGACGGCUAAGGUGGACCGAGAAAAGGCUAAGGUCGAGUGGCUGUUGAAGUCUACCGUCGACACUGCCAUUGAGAACCCAUCACUGGCUAGUGGAAGUUCGAUUCGUAAGGCUGCACUUGUGGAUCAGGAUCGAACUCACCUAACGAUCUGGGACACCAACAAUGCCCAGUUGGAGUUUGAAGAGCAUUUCGCUCAGCAUGAUAGCAUUCGGGACCUGGACUGGACUUCAACUCCUGAUAUGCAGUCUAUCCUUGCCGUCGGAUUCCCCCACAAAGUUGUUUUGUUAUCCCAGCUACGCUACGAUUAUUUGGACUCUCGACCAUCUUGGACCAAAAUUCGUGAAAUCUGGAUCCGCGAUCUCACACCUCAUCCCAUUGGUGACUCUUGCUGGCUCACAAAUGGCAAUCUUGUGAUUGGUGCAGGCAAUCAGCUGUUUGUCUACGAUAAACACUUUGAAGUGGCAGAUCGUCUGAUAUCUGAGCUUCGUAUCCCAUCAAAAGGACAGCAAGCUGUUGACCUCUAUGAUGUUGUAGGCCGACUCAAUGGUCCACUGCCUAUCUUCCAUCCGCAAUUCCUUGCACAGUGUAUCCUUGCCGGGAAGACUAGCUUGGUGCAUUCUAUUUUGAUGAAUCUCCAUCGCAAAUUGAAGUUUUACACAGAAGGGGAUGGUUUGGAUGGUUUCUUGGAGAUACCGCUGGAGCAUUUCUAUGAUGAGAAUAGUAUAUCCCAAGACAUUUCGUCGAAGGAAAUGCGUUCAUCCUACGUUGACGCUACAGUGGAAGAGGAAGUCUCCUCUGUUGUUGAUGAAAAUGUUGCGACGAUCUUGAACGAGAAUCUUUCUCGUAUUGCGCUGCCUCGGCUGUCUAGCCAUGAGCAGUUUCGCCUCGUUGAUACGAUCGAAUGUGUCGCGACUGUCGAGAAGCAUCGGCGAUCAAUGGAUGACAAUGCCGCCCGCUAUCUCCUCUUCUUCCGACAGCAUAUGCUAAGGAAGAGCCAAGGCGUAGCAAAUAAAGAUCGAGUCUCUUGGAGAGAGAUUGUCUGGGCUUUCCACAGCGGGAGUCAAGACAUUUUAACAGAUCUCGUGUCGCGCCAGUUCAACGGCAAAUUGACGUGGAAAGCUGCUCGAGAAAGUGGCAUCUUCAUGUGGCUUUCUGACUCAACAGCAUUGAAAGCACAACUUGAAGCCGUUGCACGCAAUGAGUAUACCAAGACUGAAGAAAAGGACCCAGUCGACUGCACACUCUACUAUCUCGCGCUUGGAAAGAAGAACAUUCUCCAAGGGCUGUGGCGCAUUGCGCAUUGGCAUCGCGAACAGCGUGCUACUCAGCGUCUAUUGGCCAAUGAUUUCAAGGAAGCACGUUGGAAGACUUCUGCACUCAAGAAUGCCUAUGCCUUACUUGGGAAACGCCGAUUUGAGUACGCGGCCUCAUUCUUCCUUCUAGCUGACCACCUACGCGAUGCUGCCAAUGUUGUCGCCACCCAAAUGGGCGAUCUUCAACUUGCGAUCACAAUUACCAGAGUCUACGAGGGAGAUAAUGGGCCCGUGCUCCGCGAACUGCUAGAAGACAAGCUUCUUCCUGAGGCCGCCGCGGAAGGUAAUCGCUGGAUGGCCUCAUGGGCUUUCUGGAUGCUUGGACGACGAGAUAUGGCAGUGCGAGCACUCAUUUCUCCAAUCGAAACCCUGCUUUCACCCAUUCCUACCACCCCAGGGAGCCCCGGUCGAGCAACACUUCAAUCCAAGUCCUACCUCUCCAACGACCCCGCACUGGUAGUUUUAUACCACCAACUCCGAGAAAAAACCCUCCAAACCCUCAAGGGUGCCUCACAAGUCCGGCCCCGCGAAGAGUGGGAAUUCGUGCUCCGCAACGCCCGAUUGUACGACCGCAUGGGCUGUGAUAUUCUCGCCCUGGAUCUGGUGCGCCACUGGGAGUUCUUGGGCGCUCCCCCCACAUCCAAGUCAUUGCAGUCACAACCGUCCCUCGAGAUCAAUGAGAAUGGAGUCGAUUAUCGGAAAUUGCUUCGCCGGCGGAGCAGUCUGGUUGUCGCUGAUAUGCCGGUCCGCCUUUCCAAGACGGAUGGUGCCGCAGAUACGAAGGAUUCUUCUGCCAUUGACGAUUCCCAGCAGAAGAAACCUGCACAAAAGCCGAAGCCCCCACCAACCAUGUUUCAUGAGCCAGAUUCGAAUUCGUUGCUGGAUAGCUUUGGGUUCUAG
Penicillium cosmopolitanum is the source of this 4041-nucleotide messenger RNA. RefSeq lists its product as uncharacterized. Bases 1 to 4041 code for a protein of 1346 amino acids. Gene Ontology annotation, biological process: vacuolar acidification. Gene Ontology annotation, cellular component: RAVE complex. The transcript has 7 exons. The record is from RefSeq and is a predicted model, not a curated record. Gene Ontology annotation, molecular function: protein binding. Lineage: Eukaryota; Fungi; Ascomycota; Eurotiomycetes; Eurotiales; Aspergillaceae.